This is a messenger RNA of Coccidioides immitis RS, 1414 nucleotides long. RefSeq lists its product as uncharacterized. NCBI's taxonomy places the organism in Eukaryota, Fungi, Ascomycota, Eurotiomycetes, Onygenales, Onygenaceae. The record is from RefSeq and is a predicted model, not a curated record. Bases 131 to 1054 code for a protein of 307 amino acids. The transcript is spliced from 5 exons.
CUCGGACGCAAUGGAUAUAAACCGCACCGAAUCCAUUCAACGCUCCAACCCAGACGGUCAAAAGUUGUUUUUAUCUUGCUCGGUGAUCUAGUUAACAAUUUUGUGAGUUUACUGAGCGGACGUUAGCAAAAUGGAUCCUGAGCCUUGGCACACUCCUGCCACCAAGCACCGCAAACCUCGUCGAAAGAUAUUAACGAGUUUGGAUCGCCGCAGGAUCUGCUUAUACCGCGAGAAGAAUCCGCAUGUGACGCAAUCAGAGAUUGGAGACGCGUUUGGAGUGGAUCGAAGUUUCCAAGAUUUUAAGCCAAAAGGAGAAAUAUCUCCCGCUGGACGUGGAAACCCGGUCCGGGGGGGAGAUGGUCCGGUAUCUAUCCGUGCAGCAGAUCUGGGUUCCGCAGACUCAGAGCCCACAUUCGAAUCUCUCACUGAUCGACCAACCGGCCCGUUGCUCCAAGCAAGCCACUCGUUGUUGAGACAACUGGAAGGAGAGCAAGAAGGGCUCUCCAUAGGUAGCGGAAAGAGUAUAUAUUUUCAACCGGAUUUAGCAUGCUACGACGGGCUUCGAAGCGGGCCUGGCGGCCCCAGGCCCAUAUCCACACUCGUGGACGCGGGCAACAACUCACAUUUGUACUCGAUGGAACACACAAACACGGUACUCAGCCAGGAAAGCAGAGACACGCCCAUGAUACUUUGUGCGCAUGCGUCGGGCAACAUUGACUGGCUGAAAGCGACGCAUCCCGUUCCUGCCAACAAUAUUCAGAGCGAAGGUCCUGAAGCGCACCGAGUGUGGGAGUGGGGACCUACUAUGGCACAGCAGGAGGGCAUCGGCCCAAAUGAUGCUUUACAGUAUUCAUUCAACGGCGCACCCUUUUCGGAACCCCAGUCAGUAUUAGAGGACGCUUUGGUCAACGUGUGUGAUGACCUCACGUGUGAAGUUUCGCCGGGGCCAUAUCCUUUUUCCCCAGUUCCCCAAGGGACCAGUUCUCAUUGUGUUAUCUCUCCGCAGCUCAACAGAUGUUCUAUCCGAGCCAAGGUGUCACAUUUCGAGGAUUGAUCAUCAAUGAUCUUAUGAGACGGGGGGAUAAGUCGGAGGCACAUCUUGGCCAUCCCGAGACUCCUCCCCAAUCCGGACUAGCCCAAGCAUGUACUCAGUUGGUGCGUCGAUACAAUCUGGAAACGUGUACAGGUUUCAUGCUCGAGAUGUAUUCGCGACUACUUGAGUUGGAGGGAUUAAGGUCAAUGGGAGAUAUAAAUAGCUUAAACUUGGCGCUGUUAUGGUAAUCGACAACAUGAAAGCGACGUAAAAUUCUUAACUCUAGGAUGAGCUAGACCCGAUCACUGGAUGCUUAAUCACAAUGGCUAUCAUAAUCGCGGAGCUUCCGAUGGCUGGAGCUAUUCCUUUUAUGGUUUAAGG